CCCAUCGCCGCUCCCACCACCACCACCACAACAACAACAACCAGCUCAACUCAAGAGCCAGACUGACUGUGGGACGUACAAGUUGACUCAAGUACUUCUCUUGUUCGUGUAGCGACACUUUCAGUUUUGUUUUCACCGAGUAGGACUUAAAAGCGAUUCCACGAUGGUCAAGGUGUCUUUCAACUCUGCCUUGUCGCAGAAAGACGUGAAAAAGGAGGCGGAAACGCUCAUUCCCGACCAGGACAAAGAUGCCGAGGCGGCUGUAGGGCUGGUUCGUCAGCAGUCCCGGGCAUGGCGUUGGUGCAUGUGUCUUGGUCUGGCCCUUAUGCUCUCUGGAAUGAUGGUCGGCGGAGCCUACCUGUACCGUUACUACAUCCUGGAGGAGGGUGAGGUGUUUGUGUGUGGGGUCAACUACCGUGAGGAGAACCUCAGCAUCCCAGAAUUGGAGCAGGUGGAGGUGAAUCUUGCAAGCCCUCUGCGGCAGCUGGAGGAGAGAAUCCGAGUUCUGGAACGAGAGCAGGUGGCGCUCAUCACUGUGCCCGUGCCAGAGUUUGAGGACGGAGACCCGGCCGACAUUGUGCACGACUUCCAGAGGAGGUUGACAGCUUACCUGGACCUGAGCCUCAACAAGUGCUACGUCAUCCCGCUCAACACCUCCAUCGUCAUGCCACCCAGGGAUUUCCUGGAAGUGCUGGUCAAUCUCAAGGCCGGCGCCUACCUGCCACAGUCGUACCUGGUGCACGAGGAGAUGGUGGUGACGGAGCAGCUGGAGCACGUGGAGCAACUAGGCUAUUUCAUCUACACCCUGUGUCGCGGCAAGGACACCUUCAAGCUACAACAACGCGACAGGAUCCUGGGCAUGCAGAAGCGCGAAGUCCUGGACUGCCGUAAGAUUCGCCACUUCGAGAGCAUGUUUGUGGUGGAGACCACCAUCUGCCAGUUUUAAGUCAACACGAGAUUUGUUUGUUUUGUUGGUUGUUUUUCCAUUUGUAUUCCAUCUUUAGCUGUUCUUUCCAGGGUGGCCAGCGAAAAUUAAAUGUGAAGAAGCCACGAUGUGGGGAGACCACUGCCCGCUUUUCUUUUUCCUAGAAAAAUAAAUGGCACAAAAACUGCUUUCAUCCGGCAAAUUGUAAUCCGAGUCAUUGUAGCUUUAAUGUGUGAGCGCACUAUGAAUUCAGGGUAACUUUUUUUUUUUUUUUUUUUUUUUAUAAAAUCUUGUGGCUGUAACAUUAACACACUUACCAAUUAAUUAACUGGACUUUUCGAUUGUCUUUUUCUUUAGCUUUAAAACAAUCAAUCUGUGCAGUCAGAGACAGAGGAAAAAAACUCAGCGUGGGGGUGGGGGUGUGGGCGGGGGGGAAUAAUUGCGGUUGUACUGCUAAAUAUUUUGUGUUUGUGUGCGUGUGUAUAAUCUUUGGACAGUCCAACACAGAGAAUUAAAACAAAGACGUUUUGCUUCUUGUC
Phycodurus eques (leafy seadragon) is the source of this 1464-nucleotide messenger RNA. It is a transcript of the gene itm2bb, whose product is annotated as integral membrane protein 2Bb. Gene Ontology annotation, biological process: negative regulation of amyloid precursor protein biosynthetic process. The transcript is spliced from 7 exons. Bases 164 to 946 code for a protein of 260 amino acids. The record is from RefSeq and is a predicted model, not a curated record. Gene Ontology annotation, molecular function: amyloid-beta binding. Lineage: Eukaryota; Metazoa; Chordata; Actinopteri; Syngnathiformes; Syngnathidae. Gene Ontology annotation, cellular component: plasma membrane; extracellular exosome; Golgi apparatus.